ACGCAAAAGCAGAAAAAAAGCCUCUGAAAACCGACGCCAAAGAAUGAUAACGAGAACACAGAAAAAAGCACACAAUUCUUGGCCUCUUCUGAUGAGCGUCAUCUUCGUCAUCUUCAUCUUCUUUCUUUCACUGUGAUGAUUCAUUUGGAUCCCUAUUCGAUUCUCAUCUUUCGCAUCUAUAUUAGUCUUCCCCAGUUCGCUGCCUUCCUUUAGUUUUCUUCCACUGUCUGCAUAUUGCGCUCUGGAUUAUAAUUGGCAACUGCUCCUCCACAAUCUUGCAGCUGAAGAUUGUUUUGAGACCUCACUGUUACUAAAUUACUACCAUGGAAUCUAAUUGUUAUCCUCCCUUUGAUGAUAAACUCGAGGCAGAAUACAGUAUUAUUUGCUGAAGCACGUUGGAAUGGUUGUUUCUAGUAGUUGUGGUGCAAGCAUUCACCUUAUCUUUCUUUGAAGAGAGGGGGAUCGUUCUUGCUGCUGCUGGAACACAAUCAUCCUUGUGUUAUUGAUCUGUUUUGACUAUGUUGGUAGUCAUUAUGAAGAAAUCUUAGGCAAGUGAUGGCAGCAGCAGAGGUCAGGGCUGUGUGGCAGAGAACUGCUAAUCGUUGUUUUGUCCAAGAAGACGCAAAAAGAGCUCCCAAAUUAGCAUGUUGCCAACCUUCAUGUGCAUCAUCUAAAUUGGCUGAUGCAGAACCAGCUAAUGUAGCAGAUGACUCAGCCAAUGCUGCUGUUAAUGUCAUGCCUUUUAACCGGAAAUCUUCAUUUUCUCAUCAAUCUCCUGAUUCGAGAUGGUGGUUGCAGAUGCAAACUAACUAUGGGCAUCAAAAGAGCACAUUGCAUCAGCAAUCAAGUGCACUAGAUGAUGAACCAGAGAUGUUGAAAACCAGUGAUGAAGAUGAAAUAUGCGAAGAUUUUAGUUGCUUUGGUGAUGAGGAGUAUGAUUCAUUUUAUCAUGUGGACUAUGAUUCACGGGUUGAUAUGAUGAAGAAAGCUACCAAGGAUGAAAUGCUAGAGGGAUCUGGUGAAAAAUCUCAGCCAUUUGUGCAACUUAUGGAUAUGACAGGAAAACAUGAGGCAAUGGAGAUUGAUAGUGUUGGUUGCUCAGUUUCCAAGCAAAUGGAUGAGUUCAAUUUGGAUAGCUCUUGGACUGAAGGUGAUAAGGCUGAGCCAUGGUGGCAAACUACAGAUAGAGAUGAGUUAGCUUCCUUUGUUUUGAUGAGAUCACUCGACAAUAUAGAAAAUUGUGAUCUUCCUCCACCUCGGAGGAAGUAUGUAAGAAGACAUCCAUGUGAUAGCAUUGGUGAUGAAAAAACAAGGACAUCAUGUGUUAACUGGGAGACAAAGUCCUGUGGCCUGUCCAACUUGACUACUCAUGCUCAAGAGAGUUUGGAUUCACGACUGGUGCAUGGAAAACAAGGCGCGUCAGCUGAUGAGAAGUUCUCACGUUGUGCAUCUGAAAAUCCUUCCAGUUACACGACCGUGCAUAAGGAUACCACAGAGGAGCAACAAGCUUUUGAGGGGGAUCCGGGCAAAGCUCAACUAAUGGAAGCAUUGUGCCAUUCUCAAACACGAGCGAGAGAAGCAGAAGGCGCGGCAAAACAAGCAUAUGCUGAGAAAGAGCAAGUUGUCAGACUCAUUUUUAAGCAGGCAUCGCAACUUUUUGCGUAUAAGCAAUGGUUUAGGUUGCUGCAGCUGGAAACAUUGCUCGCUCAAAUCAAGAAUAAGGACCAGCCACUCUCAACUCUAUUGCCUGCGGCACUUCCAUGGAUUACUUGUGAAGGAAGAAAGCUGAGGAAGAGAAGGCAGAAGUUGCUUAAAACCAAACGACAAAGACCAACAAGUGAAAGUGUUACAACGUAUGCUGUUGCAUUUGCUUUAGGACUCUCAAUUGUUGGUGCUGGCUUGCUCUUAGGAUGCUGUGCGGGUUGGAUGUUACCUCAUUUGUAGUUUGUUUUAUUUAAUGAUUUGAAAUAUAGUCCUGCUUUUUCAUGGAGUUGAUAGAGAAGGGGAAUAGGUAAACAGGGAGAGAAGCUGCAUUUAUUGUGUUGUAUGGGUAUCUAGUUGUGUAAAUUUUUGUGGUCCUUAACUAUCUUAAUUUGACAUCUAACUUGUGUGAUGAAUGCUACGUGAGAUUUUGCACAUGAAAUGUGGGGGUGAA
Messenger RNA from Neltuma alba, 2155 nucleotides. RefSeq lists its product as uncharacterized. The record is from RefSeq and is a predicted model, not a curated record. Lineage: Eukaryota; Viridiplantae; Streptophyta; Magnoliopsida; Fabales; Fabaceae. The coding region runs from base 556 to 1944 and encodes 462 amino acids. The transcript has 4 exons.